AUGUUUAUGAGAUCUAACCACACAGUCACUAAAUUUGUCCUCCUGGGACUUGCUGAGAGCCCAGAGGUUCAGCCCCUGCUCUUUUGGGUGUUCCUACUCAUUUAUGUGCUCACCCUCUUGGGGAACAUUGGCAUGAUGACCCUGGUUAGGACUGACCCGCGCUUGCACACCCCCAUGUACUUCUUCCUCCACCACUUGUCCUUUGCUGACGCUUGUUACUCCACCGUCAUCAUGCCCAACAUGCUGGUGUCCUUCAUCUCGGGGAACAAAGACAUUUCAUUCCCCCGUUGCGUGGCUCAACUUUACAGCUUCGUUUUCUUUGGGAUUGUGGAAUGCUACCUCCUGGCCGUGAUGGCGUACGACCGCUACGCUGCUGUCUGCAGCCCCCUGCGCUACAUGGUCAUCUUGCCCAAGACCGUCUGCAUCUGGUUGGUCUCAACCUCCUACCUCCUGGGCUUUCUUUACGCAGCGAUAUACACUGGCUGCGCAUUCGGGGGGUCCUUCUGCAGUUCCAACGUCAUCGACCACUUCUUCUGUGACAUCGGUCCCUUGCUGAAGCUCUCCUGCUCUGACAGCUUCCUCAGGGAGAAGGUCAUCUUUGCCUUUGUUAGCCUAAACGGGAUUAGCACCAGUGGCAUCAUCUUCAUCUCCUACCUGUACAUCCUCUCCGCUGUCCUGAGGAUGCACUCGGUGCACAGCAGGUCCAAAGCCUUCAACACAUGCGUCUCCCACCUGAUGGUGGUCUCCUUGUUCUAUGGGACAGGGUUCUUCAUGUACCUGCAGCCCAGCACCAACCACAAUGGCCCAGACAAGGUGGCCGCCGUGUUUUACACGCUGGUGACCCCCCUGCUGAACCCCUUCAUCUACAGCCUGAGGAACAGAGAGGUGAAAGAGGCUUUUAUGAAGCAUAUGAAGAGAUGUCUCUCAUCUUCAUUGAACCAGGGAGGGAGGGUCUGA
Calidris pugnax (ruff) is the source of this 957-nucleotide messenger RNA. RefSeq names its product olfactory receptor 5B12-like. The transcript has a single exon. The record is from RefSeq and is a predicted model, not a curated record. Bases 1 to 957 code for a protein of 318 amino acids. Gene Ontology annotation, biological process: sensory perception of smell; G protein-coupled receptor signaling pathway. Gene Ontology annotation, molecular function: olfactory receptor activity; G protein-coupled receptor activity; odorant binding. Gene Ontology annotation, cellular component: membrane. Lineage: Eukaryota; Metazoa; Chordata; Aves; Charadriiformes; Scolopacidae.